UUCAAAUUAAAUAUAUUGCUUAUAAUAUAACAAUAACCUAAAUUGUUUCUGAAAAUUCUUGAUUUGAUGUGAGAUGUCGCUAAAAGCGAAGAUUUUAUAGAUGUCACUGAAUAUGAAUUGUUUGCCUUGUGUAACAAUUAAUAAUUUUAAAAUUUAUUAUUGUUAAAAUCAUUAGUAUUAGAAAUUGAUAAUUUAAAAAUUUCAUAUUUGUUACUAAAAUCAAUAAUAUUAUAUAUAUUUUUUAAUUUAUAUUAUUAAUAAAAUAUGUACGGAAGAAAAGCUUUUCAACUUAUAUUAGAAUUAGAUUCAUGCACUGAUAUAUCACAAUUUAAUGAGGCAUUAGUUAAAGAAGUUUUAGAAGAGAUGCAAUCAUUAUACAAUGCAAAUAUGGCAGAUAGCAAUGCUAUUAGGAAUGAUGAUAAUAUGGCAUUAUUACCAUCAGUACAGUUAAGACAUAUAGCAUUAACAAGAAAUAAAAGAUGUAUCUUAGCAUACAUAUAUAAUAGAAUGAGAAAAUUAAGAGAGUUACGCUGGGAAUUAGGAAGUAUUUUACCACCAGAAAUAAAUUCCAAUCUAUUAAAUGCUGAAAUUCAGUGGUUUCAAUCAUAUAAUAAGUCUUUAGCUACAUAUAUGAAAUCUUUGGGAGAAGAUUAUGGAUUUAAUUUAACAACAAAUAUCUUACCUCCAAAAACUCCUUAUGUAGAGGUAAAAUGUAUAAUGGAUUUUGGAAGAUUGGAAUUGGAAGAUGGACAAGUAAUUUUGUUAAAAAAAAAUACAUAUCAUUUAUUACCAAGAUCUAUAUGUGAACCAUUAAUACGACAGGGCAUACUUGAACAUAAUAAUAUAUGAUAUUGUUAUUUUUAUGAAAUAUUAAAAUAAAAAUUAUAAAAUAAUUAAAUACCUUGUUCCUAUACUAUAUAUAUUUAUUUAUAUAAUUUAUUUAUGAAAUAUAUAAAACAUUUGAAUUCUUUAUAUAAACGAAAUUUUCAUAUAAAAAAA
Messenger RNA from Apis florea (little honeybee), 999 nucleotides. RefSeq names its product DNA replication complex GINS protein PSF1. Gene Ontology annotation, cellular component: GINS complex. The record is from RefSeq and is a predicted model, not a curated record. Lineage: Eukaryota; Metazoa; Arthropoda; Insecta; Hymenoptera; Apidae. Gene Ontology annotation, biological process: DNA strand elongation involved in mitotic DNA replication; DNA replication.